Molecule: messenger RNA, 777 nt
Organism: Candidozyma haemuli
Lineage: Eukaryota; Fungi; Ascomycota; Pichiomycetes; Serinales; Metschnikowiaceae
Exons: 2
Coding region: 1-777 (258 amino acids)
Biological process (GO): translation
Cellular component (GO): ribosome
Molecular function (GO): structural constituent of ribosome
Source: RefSeq, a predicted model, not a curated record
AUGAGAGAUAAGUGGAGAAAGAAGAGAGUUAGAAGACUUAAGAGAAAGAGACGGAAGGUUAGAGCUAGAUCCAAGGUCAAAACAAUUCCUCAAUAUGUUGGUCGCUCUUCUCGCCUGCCGCCUGGAUUAUCAAUUACUUUGCCAGCCAACAUUACAAUCAUCAGGUCAACAGGUAAGCUCAGUCAUGUAGAGAGCCUAAGUCAAUUUCCAUUGGGCGGUUCAGGGAACACAGAAAAUGCUGUUGAGAAUCAGCCAGAAAGCACAGUUUCACCAGAAUCUGAGCGAUCAGAUACUCCUAACUUUCAAUGUCAGGCUGGUCCUCGAAGUCCUCCAGAACCAGCGCAUUGCGUUGAACGACCUCAACUACCGACUGGUUUGUUCUUAGACCCGUUUACUGAGUACAUGCUGGACCGUUUGGCUCGUUUCAGGCCACUGGAUGGUCAAAGCAACCCAAACAUGCCGCUUGAUUUUGCUCAUCCAUAUCAAGCCAAUGAUGAUAGUCCUCAACAAUCGCUGUGGACCAAUUGGCUCACUAAUAGGUGGCAGCCGGCUCCUUCUGCUCCGGUAGCAACAACAGCUUUAUCUCCUUUGGUUGAAGGACCGCCUGCGGCAAGUGGAAGUUCUCUUUUCUUACCAAGAGAUGCACCUCAAUUGAUUACUGAAGAGCCGGCGUCUGCGGCACUAGAAGCUACACCGCAAGCUGAAUUAUUGGAGGACAGUAAGACAGAAGACGGGCCGGAGAGUCUGUCAGGUCAGUGUAUAUGGUGUCUAUGUUGA